CACGACCCUGGGAUCAGCCGUCUUGAUUUACCUAGUAUUCUGGAUCUAUUCGGGCUAUCUGAAAUGUCCUGGACAGGCAUAUAAAUACUCUUGUUCAGCGAUUCCCAACUUUGUAAUACUUGUCAACACCAUCACAUUCUUUCCUUCCUUUCGAUUCAAGUCCUGCUGGCAGGGUUUUCUCUCGUUCUUUCUUAACUACAUUCACCCUCUUUUUCCCAUAUUCAAGAUGAAGAACUUUGCAAAUCUUCUCGGAGUGGCCGCUGUGCUGGCCCAUUCCGCUUCGGCGCACUACAUCUUCAGCAAGCUCGUGUUGAACAACGAAGUUUCCGAAGACUGGCAGUACAUUCGUCAAACUACGCGUGCGACGAACUACAUGCCUACCAAGUUCACCAACACUUUUGACAACCUGACUCCCAAUGAUGACGAUUUCCGGUGCAAUCUGGGCUCGUUCAGCAACGCUGCGAAGACUGAGGUUGCUAAUGUCGCUGCGGGUGACACUAUCGGGAUGAAGCUAUUUUACGACGCCACUAUCCAGCACCCGGGACCUGGUCAAGUCUUCAUGUCCAAGGCACCUACCGGCAAUGUCAAAGAGUACGAAGGUGAUGGAGAAUGGUUCAAGAUCUGGGAAAAGACUCUCUGUAAUGAGAGUGGUGGUCUUACUACGGAUGCUUGGUGUACCUGGGGCAUGUCGCAGCUGGAAUUCCAAAUCCCCGAGAACACCCCGCCGGGCGAAUAUCUCGUUCGUGCCGAGCAUGUUGGUCUUCACGGUGCGCAGGCCAACGAGGCCGAGUUCUUCUACAGCUGUGCUCAAAUCAAGGUCAGCGGCUCUGGUACUGGCUCUCCGAGUACCACCUACAAGAUCCCAGGUAUCUACAAUGACAACAUGACUCUGUUCAACGGGUUGAAUCUUUGGGUAGAUACAGCCCAGGAAAUUGAAGCGGAUAUCGCGCAGACUCCGAUUGGUGAAGAAGUUUGGACGGGGAGUGAUAGUGGCAGCUCCUCCUCUUCCGGCUCCUCUAUUUCCAGCUCCCCGUCGGCUACUGCGUCAGCUUCACUCGUGCCAUCCGUUAAAGCAUCAGCUUGUUCUGCCUCGACUGUCACGGUUACUGUGUACCCUUCGUCCGUCUCAUCUCCUACAGCUUAUGCUUGAGAGAAAUAGAGAUGCGGCUGUUGUGCUGGAGAAACUCGGCGAAAUUCCGUCAUUGGUUGGUGCACUAUUGAACUACAUUCAUCGUUGUUCGAUAGUUCGAAACCUUUUGCGUCUUGAACAUACAGUACUAGGGUUCUGAGGGCGCUUGCCUGUCGAGAAGCUGUCAGCAAUAUGGGGGUAUCUACUUUGGUUAAACCUACCAGCCUUGUCGAGUUUGAGGUGUACAUGAUGUAUUUAGGGAAUCAUUUAUGUUCAUUUGUAUACAGAAUUCUAUCGUGACCCUUGAUAUAAUCAUAAUUGAUAUCGAUG
This is a messenger RNA of Penicillium brasilianum, 1459 nucleotides long. Lineage: Eukaryota; Fungi; Ascomycota; Eurotiomycetes; Eurotiales; Aspergillaceae. The record is from the annotation of a GenBank genome assembly.